Messenger RNA from Catharus ustulatus (Swainson's thrush), 5653 nucleotides. RefSeq names its product maestro heat like repeat family member 1 (gene MROH1). The coding region runs from base 402 to 5381 and encodes 1659 amino acids. The record is from RefSeq and is a predicted model, not a curated record. The transcript has 42 exons. NCBI's taxonomy places the organism in Eukaryota, Metazoa, Chordata, Aves, Passeriformes, Turdidae. Gene Ontology annotation, cellular component: cytoplasm.
AUUUAAUUCCCAGUGUGAUCAGAGGAUUCCCAGUUAAUUCCCACCUGGAUUAGAGAAUCCUUUUUAAUUCCCAGUAGGAUCAGAGAAUUCCUAGUGGGAUCAGAGAAUUCCCAAUAAAUUCCCACUGGGAUCAGAGAAUUCCCAGUGGGAUCACAGAAUUCCCAAUAAAUUCCCAGUAGGAUCAGAGAAUUCCCAUUUAAUUCCCAGUGGGAUCAGAGAAUUCCCAAUUAAUUCCCAGUGGAAUAAAAGAUUCCCAUUUAUUUCCCACCUGAAUCAGCCCCAUCCCCCUCCUGGAAUUCCAGAGAAUUCCAACAUUCCAGAGAAUUCCAGAAUUCCAGGGAAUUUCUUCUCCAGAGAAUUUUGGGCUCCAGCCCUUCCCGGGAAAACUGGAGACGCGGAGCAUGAUGGAAUCCCGCAUCCGGCGGUUGGCAACGACGUUGAUGGACGCGACCACGGAUAAAGAUCCCGAGGUCCAGGAGCAAAUCCGGAAUUCCCUGUGCGCCCUCGGAGACGCCGACCCCGAGGAAAUCCUGGAAUGCUGCGGGGAAUACCUGAGGCAGCACGACAAGCUGCCGUUCCCGUUCCGGGCGCUGAUCCUGCGCUCCAUGGAAUCCGUGAUCCGGAAUCACCUCCCGGAGCUCGGCAAAGCCGCGGCCGGCGCCGUGGUGGCGUUGGCGGCGCAGGAAAUGACCAAAUCCAAGGAGCCCAUCCAGGAAUGGCAGGAGGCCGCCAGCGACGUCCUGGUGGAAAUCGGGAAACGAUUCCUGAACAAAGUGAUGGAAGAAGUGCUGGGGAAAUUCCAGCCGGGAAUUCUGCCCCAUCCCUGCGUGCUCAGGACCUUUGGAAACCUGGCCCUGGCCAACGUUUUUGGGAUGGUUCCAUUCCUGAAUUCCAUCUUGGGAACUCUGCUGCCCAUGCUGGGAAUGGUCCGCACAGAUUCCAUGAAAUGCACGUUCUGCUACGCCCUGCAGCGUUUCAGUGAGAGCAUCCAGGAGUACCUGGCGGGGCGGGAUCAGGCCCCCGACCCCACGAUCCGCAGGGACGCCUUCGCGCCGGAAAUGGGGGCGGCCUUCGAGAUCCUGCUGCAGGGAUGGGGGCAGAGCAGGGAGGGACAGGUGCGCCUGGCAGUGCUGGAGGCUCUGGGCCCCAUGAGCUCCCUGAUUCCUGAGGAAAAGUUGGAAGAGCAAAUCCCAAAACUCCUGCCUGGAAUUCUCAGCCUCUACAAGAAACACCCUGAGCCUUUUCCCAUCUCCAAGAGUCUGUGCCAGAUCCUGGAAUCAUCAGUGGCCAUCGGGAGCCGGAGCCUGGAGGCGCAGCUGGAAUCGCUCCUGGCCACGCUGCUGACCCAGAUUUGUGCCCCGGCUGAUCCCAACGUCCCCACGAGCGCCAAGAACCACACGGAGCUCCUGCGCUGCUUCUCUGUCCUGGCGUGCGCGUUCCCGGAGCGGCUGCUGCCGUUCCUGGCGCCGAAGUUGGAGAGCGGCUCGGAGCGGACGCGGGCGGGGGCGCUGCUGGUGCUGCGCCACCUCCUCAACAGCGCCCCUUCUCAGAUGGAAAUGAAAAAAUCUUUCAUCAUCUCUUCCCUGAGGCUCCCUCUGCAGGACAACAACAACAAAGUGAAAAGAGCCCUGGUUCAGCUCAUCAGUGCCCUGGCCCACCACGGUUACCUGGAGCAGCCGGGGGCCGAGGCUCUGCUGGAAUUCCUGGUGCGUCAGUGCUGCCUGCAGGACGGGCCCCCAGGAAUUCCAGAGGAAAAUUCCGAGGAUCCCACGAACGAAAACGUCCGGAGCAUCAGCGUCAGCACCCUGCUGCUGCUCAGCACCACCGUGCCCAGGAUGGGCCCUGUUUUGUGGCCGUUCCUGCUGGAAUUCCUGAUCCCAGCCCAGUUCAGCCCCGCCCUGACCCCGCUGUGCCGGAGCCUGACGUUCCUGGCCGGAAAAAUCCGGGAAGAGGAACCAGAAAAUGAAGCCUGGAGUCGAUCAGAGCAGUGUGGAAAUCUUCCUUCUCCUCAAGCCCUGACUGCCAGGCUCUUGGCCGUUUCCUCUCAGCCUUUCCUCGGCAGCGGCCGCGGCGCCGCCGCCCUGCGCCUGCUCGGGGCCCUGCGCAUCCAUCCCCACCUGGAAAACCGCUGGGAGAAGGAAAUCCCACAGCUCCUGGAGCACCUGGAAGAGAACACCGAGAAUUCCCUGUGCCAGCAGGAAUGGGAGGAGAAGUUGCUCCAGUUUCUCCGGGAAUCCCUGGAAUCCAUCCCGGACAAAUCCUGGAUUUGCCCCUUGGUGUCGGAGAUGUUCCGGCAGCUCCGCGCCUCCGACGGCUCCCGGGCGGAAAAGAAUUUCCUCUACAGAUCCAUGGGGACGGCGCUGGGAUCGUGUCCCAGUAAGGAACUGGUCCGGAAGCAGCUCCAGGAACUCCUGGAAAACGCUCGGUACCAGGACGAGGCGGAGCGGGAGGGUCUGGCUUCCUGUUUUGGGAUUUGUGCCCGAGAUCACCUGGAAGAGACUUUGGAGAAGUUGGAGGAGUUCGUGAAAUCCGACGUCUUCAAAAAAUCCUUGGGAUUGUUCAGCAUCUUCAAGGAAAGGAGCGAGGGGGAGCUGGAGAAGCUGCGGAGCGGCCUCGUGCUCUGCUACGGCCGCGUGGCCGAGGCGGCGCCUCCGGAAUUGCUCCAUUCCCGCCUGGAAUCGCAAAUCCUGAAAAACCUCCUGCAGCACGGCCACACCAAGGUUCUGGGAAUAAAAGUAGAGACCAAGGACACGACGCUGAAGCUGAGCCUGGCCCGCAGCAUCUCCAUGAUCAGCCGGGCGCUGGCUCGCGGGAAUUCCAGGAAUUCUGGGAAUUAUUAUGGGAAUGACACCGGGAAUUAUCCCGGGAAUGGCCCCGGGGGCUCCGUCAGCAUCGCCCGCAAGGCCGAGCUCGUGGCGCUCAUGGUGGAAUUCCUCAGGGCGGAGCCUCCGGACGCGCUCCGGACGCGGCUCCGGCAGCAAGCGCUGAGCACCUGCAGCCACCUCCUCCCCCUGGAGCCGGCCCUGGGCGAGGCCGAGCGCUCGGAGCUGCUGCAGACGGCGCUGGGAUCCGUCCUGGCGCUGCCCCCGACGGAAUCCCCGAAAAACCGGGAACAGCCGGGGGCUCCGGAUCUGUUUGAGGACGCUCUGGGAUCCCUCCAGGAGCUGCUCCAGGGGCUCCUCCGGCGGCGCCUGAGCCCCCACGGCCUCCAGGAGAUCUUUGCCCAUUUAGGUUCCUGGAUCAAAUCCCCACGGGAACAGGAACGGGAACGCGCCCUCGGCAUCAGCAAAUCCCUGCUGGAAUUUUUCCUGGAAAAUCUCCACGUCAGCUCCAUCACUCCUUUCUACAACCUGAGCUCGCUCCUGGCCCUGCUGGCUCCGCGCUGCUCCGACGGAAUUCCCAAAAUCCGCGCGGAUUCCGUGGAUUGCGUCCGGUCCCUGCUCCGCAUCCAGCUCUGCUACGAAGGUUUUUCUCGGGAUCAUCAGGAUGAGCUCCUGGAAGGGCUGGAAUUGCUGAAGGAGGGGCUGGAAAAUCCAGAUUUUUCCAUCCUGUUCCACACCUGCACCCGCAUGGGCUCGGUGAUUGGGAAGCGAAUUCCCCCUGAGCAGCUCCUGCAGCUCCUCCUGGAGCUGUUCCAGGCCUGGGACGAUCCCGACGGGAAUUGUUCCCGCGCCGCCUCCGUGCUCUGCAAUUCCCUGCUCCGGGAGCGGGGCGGGAUCCUGCAGGAAAAGGUUCCCGAUCUCCUGGCCGUGAUCCGCUCCAAGCUGGAGCUGCAGGAGCCGGAGCAGCUCCGGAGGGCGGCGCAGCAAUCCGUGCUCAUCCUGGGGCUGCAGCACCCCAAGGCUGUGCUGGGCACCCUGCUGGGCAGCGCCCUGCCCUUCGACAGCCCCAGCAGUGCCAUGUGGCGGGCGCUGGGCACGGAGCCGGCGCUGAGCUCCCAGAUCCUGGAGCUGCUCCUGGAGAGGCUGAGCCGGGAGGUUCCGUUCACGGAGAGCAAACCCUUCCUGCUGGGCGGCGCCGCCACCCGCGUGGCCACCGCCCCGCCCCUGGCCGCCACGUGCGCGCUGGAUGAGCUCAUGUCUGUGCCGGAGGCGGCGGCCGCGGUCCUGGAGCGAUUCCCGGCGCUUUUCCAGAGGCUCCUGCUGCGCCUCGGCUGCUCCGUGGGCGUCCAGCUCCCGAAAUUCCUGCGGAAUUCCUGCCGGGAAACUCGUGGCCAAGGAGCGGCCGCCAAGGCGUUGAGGCCCUGCAGCUGUGCCGUGGAGACGCUGCAGGCGAUGCUGGUGCGGGCCGGGAACGACGACGUCGUGCGGGAUGUGGGAAAUUCCGGAGGUUGGGAAUUGAUGGAAAUUCCCGAGCGGCACCACGAUGGAAUCGCUCUCCUGGCUGGGGCCAUGGCUCGGCUCUGCGGGCCCCGGCUGCCGCCGAUCGUCCGGAGCCUCAUCCCGGAGCUGGGAAGCGUCUUCGAGUGCCAGAGGGUGACCAGCACGGCAUUCCUGGCCGAGCUCCUCAACCACAAGGUGGUGAACGACCUGCUCCUGCUGGAGCCGCUCCUGGAUGCGCUGACGGCUCUGGAAAAGGAUUCCUGCCUCCUGGUGCGGGUGCUGGCGCUCCGGGGGCUCGGGAACGUGGCCUCGGGAUCCCCGGAACAGAUCCGGCGGCACGGCGCGCAGCUCCUGGCCUCCAUGGUGCACGGCAUGGACGACCAGGACGAUCCCAACAAUCGGCUGGCGCUGGAGGCCAUGUCCAGCCUCUCCAAAAUCCUGGAUCACCUGGAGCAGCGGGACGUGCACUCCACGCUGCUCCGCGUCGCCAUCCGCAUCCGGCCCUUCUUCGACAGCGAACACCCCGAGCUCCGGCACUCGUCCAUCGUCCUUUUCGGGAACCUUUCCCGCUUCGGCCGCUCCGACUCCGAGGUUUUCUCGGAGCAGGUCCUGAACGGGCUGGUGACGCUCCUGCUGCACCUGCAGGACCCGCAGCCGGACGUGGUCAAGGCGUGCAAGUUCGCCCUGCGGAUGUGCGGGCCCAGCCUGGGCUGCGAGGAGCUCCGGGAAAUGUUCGGGAAUCACCUGCGGGAAGAGCGGGGGCUGCACUACGGGGAAUUCCUGAACGACGUCUGCAAAUUCCUGAUGCGCGCGCACCCCGCGCUGCUGAGCCGCCUCCUCUCCACCAACCUCUUCUACUUCAAGAGCCCCUGGCGGGAGCUGCGGGCGGCGGCGGCCAUGUUCAUCGGAUUCCUGGUGCUGCACAUGGACGAGGAGCAGGGACAGCAGGUGGACCUGGAUGAGCUCAUCUCCGCCCUGAAGCUGCUCCUGAAGGAUCCCGUUCCGGCCGUGCGGAUCAAGGUGGCCGAGACCCUGGGACGCCUCGUCCGCCUCCUCUGAAUCCCAGAAUUCCUGGAAUUCCGGGAAUUCCUGGAUGUGCUCAGCAAUACCCCGGGGGAUCCCAAUCCAUGGGAAAAGUCUUCCUGCACUUUCUUCCUUGGGAACAUCGGUGGUUUCCUGGACACGGGGGGCAAAAAAAGUGGGAAAAGGGCCGGAAUUCGGGACGGAGCCGAUCCCACCCCUCCGGUUGCUUCCCGAUGGAUCCGGGAUCCGUUCCCAAAGUUCCCAGCCUGUACAGAGACCUCUUUUUAAAUAAAGCUUUAGGCUCCUGA